This is a messenger RNA of Glycine soja, 939 nucleotides long. RefSeq names its product protein MAIN-LIKE 2-like. The record is from RefSeq and is a predicted model, not a curated record. The coding region runs from base 1 to 939 and encodes 312 amino acids. The transcript has 6 exons. Lineage: Eukaryota; Viridiplantae; Streptophyta; Magnoliopsida; Fabales; Fabaceae. Gene Ontology annotation, biological process: meristem maintenance; meristem development.
AUGUCUAGUUUUCAAUUCCCUGUGGGAGAGGUGACGAUCACGCUGGACGACGUCUCGUCUCUUCUGCAUCUGCCCGUGGUUGGUGACUUGCAUGCCUUUCAGCCCUUACACAUGGAUGAUGCGGUACAGAUGCUGGUGGACUUAUUGAUGGUUUAUGCAGAGGCUGCCAAGGCUGAGAUAGGGCAAUGUCGUGGACCGUACAUACGUCUGGAAUGGAGUGCAACCAAUGUUCAUCUUGUGUUUUUGGAGGCCCAUUGUGACCUCAGUCAGACCGGGAGGUACGCCUGGGGAGUAGUUGCACUGGUCCAUAUGUACGACCACCUCAACGAUGCUUCUAUCAGCACCAACCGACAGCUUGGCGGUUACAUCAUGCUGCUGCAGUGCUGGAUAUACGAGCACUUUCCCUCGGUCGCGGAGUCCACUGAUGAUCCGAAAUAUGACAAGAAUUCACCGCGUGCUUGUAGGUGGAUUGCUACGAAGAAGACCGUAAAGAGCAUACGGCUCGUUGUUGUGUAUUACCUACCAGAGAGGGUCAUGCAACAGUUUGGAUACACCCAGACCAUUCUAGCUCUGCCUGUCGAUUCAUGGGUGUCGUAUGAUGAUAUACACGAUAGGUGGAUGCACUAUUUGAAUCAUAUGGUUGCACCAGGUGAGCCCCGAGUCGUCCCUCAGGUCCCACAGACAGAUAUCCCUCACGUGUCGGAGCCAGGAGCACCAUCGACGUCUGCAAGGCCCAUUGUGGACGAGCCUAGACAUGCAGUGGAAGUUUGCUAUGAGAUUGCUGAGAGGUUGGAGCGCCAUCUGAGCCUAGGGGUGGUCACGCCAGGCUCAUCGACACAUGAAGUGAUCAAAGAAUGCCUCAGGAUGGCCAGGAGUGUCACACAGGACCAGCUAGUAUAUGUUAGGUCUCGACGUAGGCGAUGCACGGACCAGGCGUAG